Messenger RNA from Paramecium octaurelia, 382 nucleotides. NCBI's taxonomy places the organism in Eukaryota, Ciliophora, Oligohymenophorea, Peniculida, Parameciidae. The record is from the annotation of a GenBank genome assembly.
AUGAAUAAAUUUUUAAUUACAUUAGCAAGAAUUCCAAAGUGUCAACCAAGAUUUGGAUUCGCUGACAUUUUGAAGGACAAAGAUAAAGGUGAUGAGAAAGUAUUCUUCACAAGAGAAGAUUGUAUACUAUCAACAUAAUUUAUUAGAAAAGUUGAUGUAAAAAUUACUCAAGAAAAUGAAAGAAAACAAUGAGAAGCCUAAAUCAUCAGGAAGUAAUGAUAAAGAGGACAAGGAAGAUUUGCAAGUAUUCAUAUGAAAUUAAUUAUAGAAAAUAUUUUCCAGAUAUAAGAUUAAUUAUACAGAUGCAUUGGUUGAGGAAGUCUUAAAUUGGAAGAGAGGAGAUUGAUAUAUAAUAAAAAUAUAAAUAAAAAGAAGAAUCAUC